Molecule: messenger RNA, 2724 nt
Organism: Opisthorchis viverrini
Lineage: Eukaryota; Metazoa; Platyhelminthes; Trematoda; Opisthorchiida; Opisthorchiidae
Exons: 8
Coding region: 1-2067 (688 amino acids)
Biological process (GO): protein phosphorylation; cell surface receptor protein tyrosine kinase signaling pathway; positive regulation of kinase activity
Cellular component (GO): signaling receptor complex; basal plasma membrane
Molecular function (GO): ATP binding; transmembrane receptor protein tyrosine kinase activity
Source: RefSeq, a predicted model, not a curated record
AUGUUUCGACGUUCUCAAUGGCGACGACUGUCUUUCUUUCAGGAAUCUGUUAUGAAAAAUCAAUCAGGCAUUCGCGAACCAAAUAUGGGCAGACUAGAAAUGAUCAGUGUAAAUGACCUUGAAUAUGAUCCAACGGCACCUCCUCUCGGAACUGGUGCGUUUGGCGUGGUUUACUGUGGUGUGUGGCGUUUGUCUAAAGCUGCUCUUCUGAAACAUGGCUGUCACGGGCCGCAGCAAUUUGCCGUGGCUAUUAAAGUGAUUCAGAAUGAUUUUCCAAUAAGCCCUGGUUUUUCUGCCCCAUCAUCUCCCGUUGGAAACGGACGCACCUUGGAUCCUGAAGAAGAAGCCCGGAGAGCGGCCGCACGAACAGCUAUUGAAGAACUGCUUCAAGAGGCAAAGGUAAUGGCCUCAGUAGAACAUCGACACUGUCUGCCCCUCAUUGGCGUGUGCUUGACAAGAGAAAGGCAUUGUCUAGUUUCAAUGUUUUUGGAACUCGGAAGCCUCGAUCGAUAUGUAAAAGACCAUCGGGCGGAGCUAAACAGCCUCACCCUUCUUUCGUGGGCUGAACAAAUUGCUGAUGGAAUGAGUUACCUGGAAAUGCGAGGAAUCAUUCAUCGUGAUUUAGCAGCACGUAAUGUACUCGUACAACGGCGUGAUUUGGUGCAAAUUACCGACUUCGGCUUGGCCAAAAUGCUGGAAGGUAGAGAUGAAGACAGUGUUGUUGUGCGAGCGGGUCGUGUUCCCAUUCGUUGGUUGGCAAUUGAAACACUGCAAGAUAGCAUCUACUCCCACAAGACGGAUGUUUGGUCAUACGGUGUCACACUAUGGGAAAUCUUCACCUUUGGUCGCCGCCCUUACGAAGAAGUGGAGACGAAGGAUAUCAAAGACCACGUAAUGAAAGGAGGUCGUCUGACGCAGCCCGAUAUUUGUACACUGGAUGUAUAUAUGGUCAUGGUUCGAUGUUGGAUUGAGGAUGCUGUUUCACGCCCAACUUUCGUGGAAUUGCAGAGGACUUUUAACAACUUCUGCAAGACUCCGGGACGUUACUUGUACAUCCAAGGGGACGAAUAUGCGAUCAAGUACCACAACAACAGCUAUCUUGGAUCGGCUACGUUUUCAGCUGAAACACACGAACUGAAGCCCCUGAUUCACGGUCGCGGUGUACCUGACGGAAGUCCAAACACAAAAGUCAAUGGCAGUGCCUGCCGUGAGGGCGAUGUUGGUAUACUGGACUAUGCACGUCUUCAUCCUUCGUGCCAGAUUCACGGCAGUGGUAGUGAAUACCUUCCUCAAAGCGAAGAUAACCAAUUGGACGCGUUUGGAAAUGCUGUGGAGCCAAACGAAUCUGAUGCGCUUCUGCCAACCCGUAGCGCAGGGCAUUCUAUUUGGCCACUCAGACACCGAACACCAGCUGUAGGUGCCUCGUUUUCACCAGGAGAUGCAGACCGAGCAAGCCCUCUGCGCAAUACUAAAUUGGAAGGCACUAACAUUGAUCGUACCGUGAACAGAGCGCCAUUAGCAUCCCGUGAGGACUCCUGGCUCGCCGAUGCCCCUGGCUCUCCUGCAUGGCGGUCUGCGCGAAACGUUGAGCCAGGUAGGGCAACGAUGACAGGUAAUGCACCUCACCCCGGACGUUCAGCUGGAAUACACAGUAUGACACCGCAGUCCACGCCAUCGCCGUACGGACCAGGUCGCGGAUUCUCAAUGACACCGAUGGGAGCGACUGCAAAUAAUGAAACGAAUUUCCAGUUCCCAACUACCGGUAUGCCUUCUGCCAUGCUAGAAGGUUACUUAGAGCCGAAUACCGAUCGGUUUGCGAAUGAACCCACAAGAACUCCCUCCGGAGCUUCAAAUCCCAACCAGCCGGACACUCGUCGUCCAGUCGUAGUUGAAGAUGAAUAUCUGACACCGAAAACCCAACAAACGCAACCAACACCCUCCACCAUCAGCGACUUCGGUAUCAGCAAUUUGGAAUAUUUUAUGCAACCCUAUAUGCCAUCCGAUGAUCAAUCACACUCGUCCGCAAAUGAGAAUGCAACGCCUGAAACGAAAAAACUACCUGAGUAGUCAGAUUCAUUCUUUAUUUACAUUCUACAUUGCCUGCCUUACGUUCCUUCAGCGCGCAUCCAUAUAUUCGUCCUCCCUUACCAUCAGUGCUUUAUAAGAUAGAAACCACGAAGGCAAACAUUUGCAAUCUUUAUCCACAAGACCACACCAUGUGAUGUACUUCUGUGUGCUCUUCUUCCUGUGCUCCCUUCUCCGAGGAGCACUUCCAGAUCAGCGGAGAACGACUUCAAUGUCUCACACUGUUCCACUCUUAUGUUACAGACCUCAGUGCCAGGAAACAAGUACCGGGUCAACGCCUGCGACACAUAUUCAUGUGCCCGAUUCUCGUUUUUUUGAUUAAAAUGCAUUUAUCCCCAGUAAUUUAUUUCCCCGACUGCUUUGCUGUGUCCUUUUGAACUAACAUACUGCGUCACUUUCACCGUGUACAUACAUGUAAUUCCCGUUGAACUUUUAUUUCCGGAACACGAAUGCCUGGUCACAUUUUGAUACCGCCAGUGUCUACAUCAUGAUACAUUCUUGUCACUUUCAGUUCCCCGCUUACCAGCAUCUACCUUGCAGUUGAUUUUUUUUACUUCCGGCCGUUCGUCACGAUGUAAAAGUAAUGACUACGUUUGCGUCUAAAGGUCUCACAUGAGCCAAGCUACAACGAGAUAUUUU